GUUUCUGUAGUGUCCCUAGUGUUUUCAGUUUAAUAAACCCCUGUUUCCCUGCAAGCCACAAGUGGGUCGUCCACCUCCCUGCCUGCGCCAUGCCUUGCCAUCGCCCCAAGUCUGCCCUGGUCAAUGACAUCCCCUUAUUAAAGCCGGAGUUAUUGCUUCCCAUCUGUGCCUGCAGGAAUGCCUUCUGUUAUGAUGGAUAAGAGGUUCUUUCCAAAUGGAUCCUGGGAAAACAUCUCCACCGCGCCCUCGAUUUCCUCCUCUUCAUCUUUCACAGGCCUGGACCUUCUCUUUGACCUGAAGCCGCUCUUCAUCCCUCUGUAUGCCAUGCUGGUGAUCGUGGCCUGCUGCGGCAAUCUUCUGCUGCUCCUCCUCAUCGUUUUUAACAAGAAGCUCCACAGCACCACCAACUUCCUGAUCGGCAACCUGGCGCUUGCCGACCUGGUCAUGUGUCUCUUCUGCGUGCCCCUGACGGCCGCCUACGCCUUCGACCUCCGGGGCUGGGUCUUUGGCCGCCUCAUGUGUCACUUCGUCACCCUCAUGCAGGUUGCCACUGUCUUCGUGGCCGUGCUCUCGCUCACCGCCAUCGCUGUGGACCGCUACGUCGUGGUGGCGUACCCCAUCCGGCGCAGACUGGGCCGCCGCUUCUGCUGGAGCCUGGUGGUCGGCAUUUGGGUCUGCGCCCUGGCCCUCUCCGUCCCGACCGGCCUACACACGGGCUAUCUUGACCUGAGCGAAGCGGGUCACCACAUGGCCAUCUGUGAGGAAUUCUGGCAGGGCCAGGAGCGGGGCCGACUGAUCUACUCCUGCGCUGUCCUGCUGCUCUCCUACUUCGUGCCGCUGGCGGCCGUGUCCGUCUCCUACUGUGCCAUCUCCCACCACCUGCGGCGCCGGAGCAUGCCCGGAGCAGUGGCGGCCUCCAGCCGUGAGAAGUGGGGCCGCAAAAAACGCAAAACGUUCCAGCUGCUGCUAGUGUCGGUGCUCUGCUUCGCCUUUUCCUGGCUCCCCCUGCAGGUGGUAAACCUCAUCCGUGACUUGGAUCCCGACUUCUCCAUUCUUGGGAAGAACCACAUCAAUGUGAUUCAGGUCUCCUGCCACCUGCUGGCUAUGAGCUCAGCCUGCUACAACCCUUUCAUCUAUGCCUCCCUCCACGACAAGUUUCGGUCCUACCUGGGACGCCAUCUCUUCCCUCCGCGCAGGCUAAGGCAGGGUCGGAGCAGCUUCACUCCUUCUCACCGCAUCCAGCGUCUCCACACUUCUUCCACGCUGGCUGAUUUUCCCAUGGUGGUGGAAAAACUACCAUUGGAGGCUCGUUCCUCUUUCAACUGAGGCAUCAUUCUGCGAUAAAAUUUUAGAAAAACAAGGUUUUGGGGGUGUGGUCUAAGGAUUGUAGC
Molecule: messenger RNA, 1391 nt
Organism: Brienomyrus brachyistius
Lineage: Eukaryota; Metazoa; Chordata; Actinopteri; Osteoglossiformes; Mormyridae
Gene: prlh2r
Product: prolactin releasing hormone 2 receptor
Exons: 2
Coding region: 178-1326 (382 amino acids)
Biological process (GO): G protein-coupled receptor signaling pathway
Cellular component (GO): plasma membrane; neuron projection
Molecular function (GO): neuropeptide binding; neuropeptide Y receptor activity
Source: RefSeq, a predicted model, not a curated record